AUGGCUAUGGGACUAUGGCCGACUGUGGUGAUCGGACUGUUGCCACUGGUAGGGUGGUUAUUGUGGUGGUGGAACGAUGUAUGGUACGGAUUUGUUAUGGCAACUCUCCGGUCAUCCAAAGGCGACACCAAGCUGCCUCCGGGCAAGAUGGGACUUCCGAUCUUGGGUGAUACGAUCAGUUUCUUAUACUACUUCAAAUUCCUUCGUCGCCCCGAUGACUACAUCAAUUCAAAACGUCACAAGUAUGGCGAUGGGAUAGGAAUGUAUAAGACACACCUAUUCGGUAAACCUUCAGUGAUUACAUAUUUACCUGUGACAAACAAACUUGGAUUUACAACGUGCUGUAAAUCCAACUUUUGACAAUGGAUUCUAUGAGUUCCUA
Molecule: messenger RNA, 382 nt
Organism: Lactuca sativa (garden lettuce)
Lineage: Eukaryota; Viridiplantae; Streptophyta; Magnoliopsida; Asterales; Asteraceae
Source: RefSeq, a predicted model, not a curated record